UGUUUACCAAUGUCUUUAUAAGUUGCUGCACAAACCCAUGUCUCUAGCAUUCUGUUGCAAAGCAGGACAGAAGCAUCACAUCCAUUCUCAGCACAUCAACUUAAGAGGUUAUGGCGAUGAGCAGACCUCUGACUUUGGGGCUCUGUGUUCUCUCCCUGCUGGUUCUGCCAGGCCAGACGGAGAAGUGUGAAUGCCAGGGUCCUACAGGGUAUCCUGGCCCUCGUGGGCCUGCUGGCCCUCCUGGCCCUUCUGGGACUGAUGGCCUUCCUGGGAUUGGUGGCCCUCCUGGGCUUUCUGGGACUGAUGGCCGUCCUGGGCCUUCUGGAGGCAUGCCUGGACUUCCUGGUCCACCUGGAAAGAGAGGUCUCCCUGGACUUCCUGGAUCUUAUGAACUUCCUGCUAUAGAUGGACGUAAUGUCCCUGGACCUCCUGGUCCGCCUGGACCCCCGGGCCCUGCAGGAGCUACUGACUUAGACCUGGAACCCCUGCAAGACAGCUUGAUCAAACUGGAGCUGGCCGUAAACUAUGACUUCACCAGAAGAGUUGACAAGAAGUACUUUGUGUCACACAAGAGAGCGGGUUCUUUUGACGAUGCUGUUCGGUUCUGUACCAAGAGGGGCUUGGUGUUGGCUUUGCCGAAGAACGAGGAGGAAAACACUGCUCUCACUCAGGUCUUUGAAGGGGCUCUGAAGAACGCAUGGCUCAAUGUUGACAACAGUAAAGAGGGGAAGUUUCAGGUGGAUUUGAAAGGCCAUCCCCUCACCUUUUCCAAAUGGGCAGAUGGGGAACCAAAAGUGCCCAAUGGGGAUAGAAGCUGUACCAUGUUGACAGAGUCAGGUGCAUGGCGGGUGACAUAUGAGUGCUCCUUCAAUGCCUAUAUCGUGUGUGAGAUAUAGGGACACCUCUAUGAAAUGCUGUUUCUGAGUUUGACCUUGAAAUCUCUAGGUUUUUUCCUGUGUGUAUUUCCAGUUGUUCUGCACCUUUCAUUCUUUCUUUAUUCACAUGAGGGGUAGAAUAGAAAAGGGAAACUUGUGGAAUAAAGCAACAAACACAUUUA
Messenger RNA from Salvelinus fontinalis (brook trout), 1057 nucleotides. Its product is annotated as pulmonary surfactant-associated protein D-like. The transcript has 6 exons. The record is from RefSeq and is a predicted model, not a curated record. Lineage: Eukaryota; Metazoa; Chordata; Actinopteri; Salmoniformes; Salmonidae. The coding region runs from base 111 to 896 and encodes 261 amino acids.